Molecule: messenger RNA, 405 nt
Organism: Penicillium roqueforti
Lineage: Eukaryota; Fungi; Ascomycota; Eurotiomycetes; Eurotiales; Aspergillaceae
Exons: 4
Coding region: 1-405 (134 amino acids)
Source: RefSeq, a predicted model, not a curated record
AUGAAUACGGUUCGAUCUACCUGGAUGGGCUGGGGCACCCUUUGCCUUGCCGGCGGCGGAGCCUACUAUUUCGCCAAGCAAUCGAUCAACGCCGACCGACAAUCCCGAUUUGAAGCCGAAAUCAAGCGCAAGGCCCAAAUGAAGCAAAUGGAGAACGAGCAUAAGCGCAAAGCACAAGCGUCGACACCUCCCCCGGCCAACGACACUAGCUCGAAGCGAGCGAGUAAGGGACGAUUCAAGAACUCCGAUGAUGCCGACGAUGCCGCCUCUCCAAGUACUGAAGCUUCUCACGAUCCAGCGCCUACCCGGCAUGAACCCAUGACGGCGAUCGACCGCGUCAUGGAGAAGGGGAAAUACGAAACGGAACAGCCGUAUCGGCCUCCGAGUGGGAACCGGUUUAGCUGA